AUGCCCAUGAAUGUGCGCGUGGCAGUGGUGGUCGACCCAGCAGCAGCACCCGUCUACGUGCACACGGCCCGCGGGCCGGGGACGCGUCUAGGGAAGGAUGUGACCAUGGUCGAUGGGCCCUACAGCAAGCUGAAAGAGGUGGAGCGUGAUUUCCCCGCCUCGGUCUCGGUGAUCGUCGAGCCUUUCAAGCCCUCGCUGUACCAGGUCGACAUCCGAUACGUCCGGGAGCUCGGCAAGAACAACGGCGACGCGGAGACGCGAGCCAAGAGCCACGUGAAGCAGUGGCAGGCGCUGCACAAGUGCUGGGACCUGAUCGAGGACAUGGAUCCUGACUACACUCUGCGCCUUCGAGACGAUGACAUCGUCUACGCCCCCUGGGUGCCCUCUGGCUCCGCGCCCGGUCUUGUGGUUCCCAAGUGCGCCUCCUUCGGCGGAGUGAACGACAAGGGUGCCUUGGCGAUCUCGGCCCCCGCGGCGAAGGCGUACCUCACAGCGCCCUUCGAGGUCGGUGUGUUUAACUUCUCCGCGGUGUAUCGCCUGCAUAAGCGGAGCAGCCAAGGGCCACGUCAACCCCUCCGCCCAGAGCGGCUCCUGAAGUUCGUCCUCAACCUGGAGGACGUGUCCGUGGACAAAGUGGAGAUGGAGCAGGCACCUUUUUUGCCGGGACACUUCGUGGAGGCGGAGGGGCAGAAGUAUGUCUGCUACUUCUACUCCAUGCACGACUGCUUGACUUCCCAGAAGGUGAAGGAGCUGAAGAAGAAGGGGCUCCAGUUCGGAGGCGUGCAGAAAAGCGGCUUGGAGCGCUGGGCCUGCGAAGCAGCGCCGCAGUGA
Molecule: messenger RNA, 831 nt
Organism: Symbiodinium natans
Lineage: Eukaryota; Dinophyceae; Suessiales; Symbiodiniaceae
Source: the annotation of a GenBank genome assembly